CAGAAGUUUGUCGACGGUCGGAGCGGAUUUUACUUUCCGGUACGCUGAGUUUGUAAGUUGUCGCGGCAAGUUUGGAAAACCGAAUUAACUCUAUUUUUUGCUCCAGACACAGAUAAAUAGUGUUCAGUUCAGGCCCUGCACCACCAUCCCCUCCCCUCCACCUGCAACCACAGCGCACCAUGAAACGGACGGAGCUGCCCACCGAGCUGCCUGUCAAGGAGAGAGAGGUGGACAUCAUUAACAUUAAGGCGAUAGAAGACAUUGGUGACAUUCAGCAAGAGAACAUACUGCUGAAGGCUUUGACGCCAGAAGAGAACACACGAUGCCAGCACGGCAUCUACUUCCAGGACGGCCAGCGCCGUGUUGAUUAUGUCCUCACCUACCAUGUGAAGAAACCCAGUGGGGGGCGCCAUAGCCGCCAGUCAGCGCGACUGCUCACCGACAAUGCCUUGGCCCGUGGCCUGCGCCAAGGCGCACGUGGGCGGCUUACCUGCAAGGAUAAACACCACCAACAUCGCCAGACAGAAAAGGGGGAUUCUUCCUCAUCUCCGCCAUCCUCGCUGGCCACAGAUGUGGAGUUGGGUUGUCAACGUGAGAGCCUGGAUUACCACGAAGAUGAUAAGAGGUCCAGGAGAGAGGAGUUUGAGGGAAACCUCAGAGACAUGGGGCUGGAUCUGGAGAAAGAUGAGGAUGCCAAGACCCCUGGGGUGGGCUUUGUGAAGAUUCAUGCUCCCUGGAAUGUUCUUUGUCGAGAGGCUGAGUUCAUGAAGUUAAAGAUGCCCACCAAGAAAGUAUAUGAGAUGAAACAGUCGAGCAGUGUUGUAGAGAAAAUCAACUCAUUGAUCAGUAAAGUUUCAGAGCCUCUUCAUCCACAUGUUGAGGAACACCAAACCAAGAACAUCAAACACCUGUCCUACACUUUCUCGAGGGAAAAGCAACACCUGUUUGACCUCUCAGAUAAAGAUUCCUUCUUUGACAGUAAAACCAGAAGUUCAAUAGUCUUUGAAGUAUUAAAACGAACAAAAUGCACAAAGGCCAAAUACAGCAUGGGAAUCACAAGUCUACUUGGUAGUGGUGUCUACACAGCUGCCUACCCUCUCCAUGAUGGAGACAUUGAUGGGGAGAAUGUAGAGCCCAACGAUAGAAAGCUCUUGUAUGAGGAGUGGGCGAGCUACAGCGUCUUCUACAAGUACCAGCCCAUUGGCCUUGUGCGGAAAUAUUUUGGGGAGAAGAUUGGUCUGUAUUUUGCCUGGCUGGGUUUGUACACCCAGAUGCUGAUUCCUGCUUCUUUGGUCGGAAUCAUUGUCUUUCUCUAUGGAUGUGCUACUGUUGAUGACAACAUCCCAAGCAUGGAGAUCUGCCUCCCGAAGAACAACAUCACCAUGUGUCCGCUGUGUGACAGAGUCUGUAGCUACUGGAACCUGAGUACAGCCUGUGGGACCGCCAGAGCCAGCCACCUCUUUGACAACCCCGCUACGGUUUUCUUCUCUAUAUUCAUGGCUCUAUGGGCGGCAAUGUUCAUGGAGCACUGGAAGAGGAGACAGAUGAGACUGAACUAUGAGUGGGACCUGACUGGCUUUGAAGAAGAGGAGGAAGCUCUAAAGGACCACCCCAGGGCAGAGUACGAGUUCCAAGUCAUGCAGAAGUCGCUGAAGAAAGAACACAAAUCACAGCAGAAGAAGUCCAGAGAUCAGGGCGAGGAUCAUCCUAACAAAUGGAAGCAGACAGUUCAGAGUGCCAUGGCCGGGUUUCGACUGAUGGAGAAGGAGAAGCUGACAUGUCGGGAUCGUCUUCCUGCCUAUAUGACCAACAUUGUGAUGAUGUUGUUAAUGAUUGGUGUUACAUUUGCCAUUGUGUUUGGUGUGAUCCUCUACCGGAUCUCAACCAAGGCGGCUCUCCAUAUGAGUGCUAACCCGAUCACACGUAACCAUGUACGCCUGACAGUCAAAACCACCGCAGCCAUCAUCAACCUGGUGGUUAUACUCAUAUUGGAUGAGGUGUAUGGGAGUGUGGCCCGAUGGCUGACUGUGUUAGAGGUCCCAAAGACAGACAAGAGUUUUGAGGAGAGACUCAUCUUCAAGACCUUCAUUCUCAAGUUUGUCAAUGCGUUCACUCCCAUCAUCUACAUUGCCUUCUUCAGGGGCAGGCUGGUUGGUAGACCAGGCAGCUACCUGUAUGUGUUUGAGUCAUAUAGAAUGGAGGAGUGUGCCCAUGGAGGUUGUCUAAUGGAGCUGUGUAUCCAGCUGAGUAUCACUAUGUUGGGAAAACAACUCAUUCAGAAUAAUCUGUUUGAGAUUGGAAUACCCAAGCUGAAGAAGCUGAUACGCUAUAUCCGGUCAAAGCGCAGAUCUUUCCAAGAGGAGGAGAGAGAGAAGAAGCUGCAGAGAUAUGAGACAGAUCACUUCCUUGAACCAUUUGCUGGAUUGACACCUGAGUAUAUGGAAAUGAUCAUCCAGUUUGGUUUUGUGACAUUGUUUGUGGCGUCCUUUCCCCUGGCUCCUCUAUUUGCCCUUCUCAACAACAUUAUCGAGAUUCGACUUGAUGCCAAGAAAUUUGUCGCUGAGCUCCGGAGGCCUGUGGCAGCCAGGGCUAAAGACAUUGGUAUAUGGUACAACAUACUGAGAGGGGUGGCAAAAGUUGCUGUCAUCAUUAAUGCCUUUGUCAUCUCAUUUACCUCAGACUUCAUUCCUCGGCUAGUCUACCAAUACAUGUACAGCCCUGAUGGCACCAUGCAUGGUUUUGUCAACCACACCCUUUCCUAUUUUAAUGUCAGCCACUUCCAGAGUGGCAAGGAGCCCAUCGACCCCCUGUACCUGGGUUAUCCGGUUGAGAUCUGCAGGUACAAGGAUUAUAGGGAACCCCCUUGGUCAGCCACUCCCUAUGAGAUCUCUAAGGAGUUCUGGGCUGUUCUGGCUGUUAGACUGGCCUUUGUCAUAGUCUUUCAGAAUGUUGUGAUGUUGAUGAGCGACAUUGUGGACUGGCUGAUCCCUGACAUACCGAAAGACAUCAGUAUCCAGAUCCACAAAGAGAAGAUUCUGAUGGUGGAGCUUUUCAUGAAAGAGGAACAGGGCAAGUUGCAAAUUCUGGAAAACAUGACCUCCAUGGGAGCCAAGGAGAACUACAGCAGCAGCAACAACCACAGCCCCGCACUGCGACCACGCUCUGUACAGCACAGUAACAAUGCCAACAGCUUCUGAUGCUAAUAACCGUGGAUUAGUGGGCUGCUAGUUAGCAAGAUAAUGUCGCUGCACUGGUAAACUAAUCUAGGCUGAGGCUAAAAAAAAAUAGCUGACCAGUUAGCUAACUGGCAGCCUGCUUGCUCAGGCCAAGUCAACUUCUGUGUCCUUAUUCUUGUCCAGAACAUUCCAACAAAUUGGAGGGCAGUUCUGUGGUGUUUUUAGAAAGAAAAAAAUCAAACGGAGCUUCGACUGGGAUUUAACCAAUUAGAGAUGCUCCAGAUAGACUUAUUGUCUUAGUUCACAGCUGUUUUUCGGCCACAUAAAUUUAUCUUAGUAACUAGCUAUCUGCUUGCUAGAACUAUCGAUAAUAGCUGGAUGUCAUAGAUCUCAGUGGCAUCCAUGUUAGCACCACAGUCCUGCUCUUUGGCUGUUGCUUAGUAACAGCAUUGCCAUCUAGGAUGUUUAAAAAACAAAGUGAUGUUGAGGGGGACAUUUCUAUAUAUCCGUAACCAAAAUGUCUUUGUUGUAAAGAAGGGGCAACAGCAUGGUACCAAUAAAUACUGUAUUUAAAAUUGUUUGGCGUAAAUGUUGCAUAACAAAUAUAUGUUUGGGACAGCCUUUGAAUGCCUUAUAAAAUUGCUAAUAUUAAGAUAGACUGAUAAAUGAGGCCAAAAGUUUUUCUUUCAAGUUGGGCAAAACACAGCCUGUCAUGCCGAAUGGGUGAAAAGUUCAAACAGAUACAUAGCAGUUAGGUAAUCAGAUGUGGUUUGCCAUCCCUUUGUGGAACAAGUGAACCAAUAUGUGAGAAGUGUGCCUUCACGUCCUCUGCUUAGCAUAACUACACAUAAUUCACACUACUCCCAUAAUGCAAGGGUGCUUCUUUCCCUUAGUUCAGCUGUGGACAUGACAGUAACAGUUAAGUUGCUACCGUACCAAGGGCAUAAGCAAUGUUUCUAUAAAGCUUUUUUUUUUUUUUUUUUUGCAAAUUUUUGAGUUUGAAUGGAAGUUGUCAAGAACAACGAAAGGUUCCCACUCGGGGUGAAUAAGUGGACAGGUCAAUAAGGAGAUUAGGUGAUUAUGAGUGAAGGAAACUAUUUUCAAAUAAAUGAAAAUGUUGGGUAAAAGGAGUCCUGCACGCAGAGAAAGUGUUUAUAUAAACAAGCUAAUGAAAAUAUAUCUGAAUCGCAUUAUUUUUCUGACUUCACAACAUUUUUCUUAAAAUGCAUUCACAUUUGGAAUGAGACAGGCAUAUUGUUUGCCUUGGC
Molecule: messenger RNA, 4444 nt
Organism: Lampris incognitus (smalleye Pacific opah)
Lineage: Eukaryota; Metazoa; Chordata; Actinopteri; Lampriformes; Lampridae
Product: anoctamin-1-like
Exons: 27
Coding region: 180-3197 (1005 amino acids)
Biological process (GO): chloride transmembrane transport
Cellular component (GO): plasma membrane
Molecular function (GO): protein dimerization activity; chloride channel activity
Source: RefSeq, a predicted model, not a curated record